Messenger RNA from Bipolaris maydis ATCC 48331, 1072 nucleotides. RefSeq names its product U1 zinc finger-domain-containing protein. The record is from RefSeq and is a predicted model, not a curated record. Lineage: Eukaryota; Fungi; Ascomycota; Dothideomycetes; Pleosporales; Pleosporaceae. Gene Ontology annotation, biological process: mRNA 5'-splice site recognition; mRNA splicing, via spliceosome; spliceosomal snRNP assembly. Gene Ontology annotation, cellular component: U1 snRNP; nucleus. Gene Ontology annotation, molecular function: pre-mRNA 5'-splice site binding; zinc ion binding.
GCUCACCACCCGGCGCGCAACUCGACAACUCAAUCCGCGAAUCCAGGCGCUCCACGCAUAACGACCAAAUCCAUUGCGAAACCACGAUGCCCAAGUUCUUCUGCGAUUACUGCGAUGUCUACCUCACCCACGAUAGUAUGAGCGUGCGCAAGGCGCACAACAACGGUCGCAACCACCUCCGUAACGUUCAGGCAUACUACGAACAGAUAUCAAGCGACCAGACACAGCAAGUCAUCAACAGUAUCACCGAUGCAUACAACACAGAGGGCCAGGCAAAUCCUUUGUUUCAACAAAACCUAAACGGAGGAUUUCCUGGCGGCCCAAUGGGCGGAAUGCCUGGUAUGCCUCCGAUGGGUAUGCCCGGCUUCCCACCGCCAGGAAUGCCGCCUAUGGCUGGAAUGCCCCCACAGUUUAUGGGCCGUGGUGGUCCGCCCAUGCCUCCCAACGGAAUGCCGCCUUUCCCUCCGCCCAACGGUAUGCCUCCAGGCCCUGGUGGUGUGCCUCCAAACAUGCCCCCGUUCCCACCACCACACAUGGGAGGCGGCCCACCUCCUCAAGGGAUGCCGCCAUUCCCCUUUCCGCCACCUGGUAAUGCUGGCUCACCACCUGGAGGUAUGCCAUUCCCACCACCAGGUGGCAUGCCCAUGCCACCCGGAGGACCUCCCGGAGGACCGCCUGGCAGAUAUCCUCCUGGACCACCUGGACGCUAGGAGCAGUCCGAUGUACCGACAGGAGUUUCAACCGACUUUAGCCAUGAUCAGCAUGUGCUUACAUUUGACAGUGGAGGACCAGAGAGAAAUAGAGAGAAUGAAGAUGAUAUAUCCAAUGUGUCUACGUGGGGUUGGGGAGGAAACGAGCCUCGUUCAGCUGCUACAGGCGCAAAUACCGUGCUACCGACAAGAUUCAAGCGGACACAGCUAUAAGCACGCCAGGCUUGCGGUGGUCACAAAGACCCACGAGAGCUGAUGCAUGUGUGCGUCUCAUUCAUAGCCUGCUGCGCUCCUUCAGCAAUCUCACAGUCAAUGUGGUCAUACUUACUGAGCAGUAUUGGUAAAAUAUACAAAAGGCGUUG